UUGAUAUUGAUAUAGGUUUCAAUUUCAUAUAUAUAUAUAUUAAUGCACAUGUAGUAUACCUUUGCCAUCAUUACCAACGUUAUAACCUAUUACGAACAUCAUUAAUUGCUUAAAGCAAUUAAGGCGGGAAAUAGGUACUUUCACUUUGGCCACAAAUUCCUCAUUUGUUUACUUUACAACAGGUAAAAUAUCACGUGAUGUAUUACUCAUAGUUCUAUUUUUAGUUCCAUCAUUGGUAUCCAGGGCACAUAUAACCGUAGUCAUCUGUGAAGUUUGAAGCCAGGUGUGAAACCAAUGGUUCAUCAACAAUGGAUAGAGUGCUAGUGACAAUAAUAAUAAACAAGAUGCUGUCUUUGUCGCUCGCCGCCAAUGCUUUUCCGGACCCAGAAGGAGAAAUGUCGGUUUAUAUAGAGGACGUCGGUGACCCAGGGUACAGGAUAGGGGAUUCUCGGUGGUAUCCUAUAGGAAACGGCUCUUACGCCAACAGGUGCGGAGAAAUCCUAUUCAACCAGGCGGUCACAAACUCUCGUCUUCACAUAGACUAUCUCCCCAACAACACGUUGGUCGCGGCUGCAGACUAUAUGCGUGUUAUAGGGCGACCGAUAAUAUACUUCGUGGGCUUGUUCUUCAACGUACUUGGUAUGUGUGUCCUGUUGAGGAGGGAAUUACGCAGAGUGGCCACCUGUAAUAUCAUGACAGCUUUGGCUGUCGCUGACUGCUGUAUCUUGAUCAACGGCUUCUUCUUCUGGAUCGAGUACGAGCUCCUUUACCCAGGGAUGACAGCCAGUAGAGGGCUCUGUGGCCUGACUGUAUUCACGGUGUAUUUCGCGCCCGAAAUGAGUGCGUGUAUGAUAAUAUUGAUGAGCGGGGAGAGACUCCUCAGACAUAUUAACACGCCAAAACACGAGGUGAUAUUUUCAACUAAGAAAACUCGGAUUUACAUCGUCGCGAUCGUGGUUUUCCUCCUCAUUUUGAACAUUCCUAUCCCUUUAUUUGAUAUAUAUUUCUAUGAGUGUGGGCGGCAGAUAUGUUGGAAUAUCUUCCACGAUUCCCCAGAACUCCUGGAAAUACACAAUCACAAUGCAGCUGAGGAAGGGGAUUACUAUUCGGUAUACAGAUGGGUGGCUCUAGUGAUAUACUGGAUCAUCCCUUUAGUCGGCUUGCCAGUCAUUAACGCCAGGCUUAUAUAUGCCAUCUGGAAAGAUAAUAAGAAGAAGGGGUCGCAAGUACUGGAGUCCACCAUACCAACCCCAGGCUCCGGGUUACAUAGAGACUGGCUAGUCGAAGAACAGAAGAGCGUCACUAGAAUGCUCAUCUCCGUCACGGUGGCAUACUGGAUCAUGACAACGGGGUUCAACUUGAUUCAAGCAGAUAUAAUAGAUAUAUAUCGAAAUACUACCGAUUACGAAAGAGCAAAGUUUUCUAUGAUUUACACAGUUUUCAUACUACUAUUUUACAUGAAUCAUGCCUCGAAUUUCUUUCUUUACUGCUUGAGUGCCCGCCCAUACAGGGAAGAAUUAAAAGCAAUGUGGGUUGAUAUUAAGGAAUGCAUUUACACAAAAAGAGAGACAGAAGGAGCUAGAAGGUCACACGUGCUCGGCCGCGCCUCAUCGUAUGGCAGCUUAAAUCAACUCGUCGGAAAUCAGGAAGUGUGACAAACAUUGGAUAAAGCCUUCGUAACUUUCACUUGCUCUUAUUGAACGAAAACGAAAUUAUGCGGAAUAAAUUUUUAUUAGCUAGGUCAUAUUCCUAUUCAAAGUUAGUAUUUAAUUGUUUCACUUCUAAUUGGACCUCGAUUAUGUACUCUUUACACAGAAGUUAGAACUAUAUAUAUAUAUAU
This is a messenger RNA of Lingula anatina, 1840 nucleotides long. Its product is annotated as neuromedin U receptor homolog nmur-2-like. Gene Ontology annotation, molecular function: G protein-coupled receptor activity. Gene Ontology annotation, cellular component: membrane. NCBI's taxonomy places the organism in Eukaryota, Metazoa, Brachiopoda, Lingulata, Lingulida, Lingulidae. Gene Ontology annotation, biological process: G protein-coupled receptor signaling pathway. The record is from RefSeq and is a predicted model, not a curated record.